Messenger RNA from Histoplasma capsulatum G186AR, 1691 nucleotides. RefSeq names its product 2OG-Fe(II) oxygenase. The record is from RefSeq and is a predicted model, not a curated record. The transcript has 2 exons. Lineage: Eukaryota; Fungi; Ascomycota; Eurotiomycetes; Onygenales; Ajellomycetaceae. The coding region runs from base 1 to 1080 and encodes 359 amino acids.
AUGGCCACAACCUUUUCCUCUCUGCCCAUAGUUGAUUUGCAUCCUAUGGAAUUGUCCCACAAGUUGGGCAAGGAACAACAGAGGGACCUAGCAAGCCGGCUAUACGACGUCUUCACAACUACGGGAUUUGCCUAUCUAGUCAAUCAUCCAUUGAGCUUCGAUCAUGAAGCAGUUUUCAAGCUUAGCAUGGACUUCUUUUCUCUCCCAACCAACGAGAAGAUGAAGCUGGCUAAGAGGAGCUUUCGCAAGGACCACUUAAAUACUUAUCGAGGGUAUUUCCCCACACAACCAGAUCUUGCCAGUGAUAACCUGAAGGAGGGUUUUGAGAUCGGGCCUCAGAAUCCCAUGCCGCUGACAUCGGCAUCAAACAAGACAUCCAACAACAUCCAUUUGCCAAAGAUCAAUCUUUCAGAACACAAUAUCUGGCCCGCGCCAACCGUAUUUCCCUCCCGCCAAAAGCUCGAGCAGCUCCACAAUGAACUACAAUCUCUUGCAUCAACCUUGCUCUCUCUCCUUGCCAUCUCACUUGGUAAAGAUGCGGAUUUCUUCUCAUCAUACCUGACAAACUCACUCAGCACAUUGCGACUCCUCCACUACCCGACCACUUCAUCAUCCGCUCACUCACAAGGACAAGAGUUACUGGGUUCCGGUUCCGUGAAGUUGAGUUGCACCCCGCACACGGACAGCGGAAUUCUUACCCUUCUACAUCAGGAUGCUACAGGGGGUCUAGAGGUUCAAAAUUCAGAUGGGAAAUGGGUUGCUGCGCCGUAUGUUCCAGAAUCCAUCGUUGUGAAUAUCGGCGAUUUGAUGGCGAAGGUGUCAGGUGGGCGGUUCGUUGCUACCAUGCAUCGUGUACGCGCCCCACCCGCGGCCGCACCCACACUUACAUCCGCAGCUCCAAUUUCUACGAAUACUGUUGGGACAGAGCAUUUUGGUAGAUUUAGCGUGCCGUUUUUCUUCGAGCCAGGUGAGAAAUGCGUUAUCAAAUCGGUUGACGAUGCGGAAGGGGUCGGUGCCGUUGUUUAUGGGGAGCAUGUGAGGGCUAAGAUGAAGACUUGGGUUGAGUUUCGAGAUCUUUGAGUGGAGGGAAUGCAAGGGCAUUCCUAAUGAAGGAAAUUUGUGGUAUCGGGGGACGGGUCAUCGGUAUAUUUAUAUCCUAUUCCUAUCUUUCAGUCGUAUCUGUGGAUGGGGUGUUUUUUUCAGCUAUCAGUAAGAAAUAGCUGUCUAUUCUUCAUAUGCAUUGGACUGGACUUCAGGGAAGGUGUCCUCAUAUCCCCCAACGCGACCAUUGACCUGCCAAAAAUCAUUAGCUUUCACGAAUUGAUACUACUACCCACGGCCCACCAAUUGCAUGGGGAAUUCGUUAUUUUCAGUCCUAUCCUUCCUCCUAACGACCAGUCAACUUAGUCUUGCCGGCUCCGGUACCUCUCCGUCCGACUCAUCCCGUGAAGCAAACUGGGUGAUUGCGCAACCGAACUUCCUUCUCUCUAGUUCUUUUUCACCCACUUGAAGAGAAUAGUGUCCCUGAUAAGAGUUCAACUGGCUUUUCCGAACCUACUGUGAUUGGUGUGUUCCAGGCCAACUAGUCGGAGGAUAGAUCGUGACAAAGAAAAGCCGGAAAAGAAUCCAAUACAACCGCACAUUACGCACCACUCUCUCCGAUUAUCCUUCAUAAACAAAGAAAAAAAGUC